UGCAGGAGUCUACUCUACCUUUCCUGGUGACGAUUUUCCUGGGGCACUACUGCACAAACAGCAGCCGUGUCGAGGAUAGCGCAUUAAUUUAUCGCUGGUCGCCAACCAUCACCGAGCUCGAACGAAGCAAAUCAAAAACCCCAAACACACACACACACAGUGCGAUUAAUUCGCGGUGUAAACGCGUUUUUUUAUCUAAAGGAUUUUCUUCUCUUGAGUGAGUUUAGUGAGUUUCGCGUAGUACCAUAUCAGGACUAUCGACGCACAUCGAAAACACGGUUCAGCAACAAUUUCGCAAUUCCACAGGUGUAGGAAUAUCGUUUGCCCGAGAGAAAAAAAAAUCGGAUCCCCAAGGCUACUCCCCAGCCCCCGACGUUACUCCCGUGGCGCAUGGCACAAAAAUUUGUUCAACAGGAUUUUCCAGUCUAGCAGUUGUUGCUGGUGCGAAAGUUCCACUUUUCAACCCUCGUUAUUGGAGCGGAUCAAGUGUCGAACGCCUGUCCCCCCCCUCCGUUUUUGCUGGUGAAUCGGUAGCGCGAGCAGAAAUUGUGCUAAUAAACCUAAGUACCUAAGUGAAUGUGUACUCCUCGGGCAGGUGUAGUGUACCAUUUAACACCGUCGCUCUGUAGGGUGCAAGGUGAAAAGUUCUUCACAAUCAAGUGAAGUGGUGCGGAAUGCUCACCAUUGUUUGCUUACACGGAGAAACCAAUCACCAACCCUCCGCCCGGUCAGCGAAUACAAAACAAACGCCGUUCGCUCCUUGGAAAGUCUUGGCAAAGGAAAACGUAUCGUUUUCCGUGGAAAAUUGAAGCAAUUUACACUGCAGAAUAAAAAGCACCCUUCUAGUGUACGACGCGCACACAGCGGGCAGGCCCCUCGUCCGGAGCAGUUCUUAUCGGACACAAUCUGCGUCAGUCAAAGUUGUCCCACCGUCGACGCAAUCUUCGGCGUUCAUCUCUCGGCGACGAGUAACAGGCCCAGUGUGUACGUACGUGCAUUUGAUCCCUGUGUGAGUGAUUGUGUGUGUGUGUGUGUGCAUGUGUGUAUGUGGUUGGAGAAAAUGUGCAACAAAUGAAUGAGGAGCACCAGUAGCAGCAGCAGCAGCAGCAUCAGUGGUUCAAUGUCGUACGUGCCCCAUUUAGAUCCAUCAGCUGCCGCGCAUGAGACCGCCAAUGACAGCAUCACAUCCGUGAAGUCACUUCCCUUUAGCGUCACCAGCGUUACCGUCAGCGGUGGAAAAUAAGGACGAACUCUAGAUUGCUGGCAGAGCCGCAAGGGCAAGGGAGAACGGAUCGGAAACCAAACGACGGAUAGCGGAGACAGGAUCCCGCUGCAACACAAGGGAACGUACGUCAUCAACCUACCGAACAGCCACACGCUCGAGGGGAUCGCUGCGGCGGAAUUUAACAUUUCAAAAUGCUUCCAGCAAACGUAAUGUCGUUCAUGAAGAAGAUGGUGGCCACCGACGAGGCAUCACAUCAGCAGCCAUCGAUGGAGAACACGGGUGCGUUCGGGAAGCUGAAGCAAACCCUUUCCACAUCGCUGCUGACGGCACAGGACAGAGUGAACAAAAUGUCCCCACGCCCCUCGCUGGUGCCGGACGCGACCGACACAACGCCACAGGACGAUCCGUACAAGGAGGCGGCCACCCUCGAGAAGGUGCCGAGCGAGGGCAACAAGUUCAACACACGCUCCGGUUCGUGCCGGAUAUGCCUGAAAUCGUUUAAACCGAACGACUUCAAAAAGACCUGCGUCGAGUGUGAUCAGAAGGUUUGCGAAGACUGUGCCAGCUACAGCAAACUGCAGGACGCGGAAGACUUGGAUCUUUGGCGGUGUAGCGUGUGUCGGCGAAAGAUGGCGUCCCGCAUUUGCAUACCACAAGAAUCGACCGACUCCGCGCUGGAGGUGCCGGUAAUGGAGACGCUUCAGCGACGCCACUCCGACAUCAAGCUAGGCUUCAAUCAGCAUCUGGACGAUGGGAAGGGUUCGGCACUGGCCCCACCGCGCAGUCCCGAGCUCCGACGCCAUUCGGACGUUUCGCCGGCGUCGCUGAAGGAGCUGGAAAAGCUGAAAGGUGUACAGAACCCGAAGAACGAUAUGGACUGGCGCAAGGGACACAGUGCCGCACCGAGCCGAUCGUCUAGCCCACCGGGCGGUCGGAAGGAGAUGGAGCUGGGGACGCCACGCGUCUUCUCCCGCCGGCCCUCGACCAAGAUGUCACGCCAGCGAAGCUACGACGAUGAGUUUAAAACGAUGAGCUCGGACACGAACCUGGCCGAGGCGGGCCUCAAUCUGCCACCGCCGAUGCCGCGACGCAAGUCGGCGUACGACGUGUACGCACCGGGCGUGCUGGUGAACGCGAUGCAAUCGGUCAAGCUAGCGCCGGACGAUCCGGAGAAGAUGAGCACAUCGCGCCGCUCCUCGAUGAAGAUGAUGGCGGACGGGAACGAGUUCGGGGCGGACGACCAUACGGUGGCGGACAUGAAGGCGGCCGGACUGAUCGUCGACGACGAUCGACGGCACAAGCGGCGUGGAUCGCAGCUACCCGACAUUCCGGCACUGAAGGACAAAGCUGCCCAGAACACUGCGAACAUAUCAGUCUAUCAGUGUCCGGCGUUGGAGGAUCUGGAAGCUCCCAAGCGGCAGACCUCGCUCGAUGGCGAAGGCAUAAAGAUCGUGAUACACGAUGCCGAUGCUGGACCGCUGUGUGCCGCCAAACGGAGCGUCCUGCUGCGAAGAGAUCCCUCGGAUAAGGCGCACAGAACACGAGGAUUCGGAAUGCGUGUGGUCGGUGGCAAAACUGGUGCUGAUGGGCGGCUCUUCGCGUACAUCGUGUGGACCGUACCGGGUGGACCGGCCGAGAAAGGAGGUCUCCAGCAGGGCGAUAAGAUUCUGGAAUGGUGCGGUACCUCGCUGACCGAUCGCAGCUUCGAGGAGGUGUGCGCCAUCAUGGAUCGUACCGGAGACACGGCCGAGCUGCUGGUCGAGCACGCCACCGACUUUAAGAUGUGCGAGCUGUUGGACGAGGGCGGCAUGGGCAUGAACGUGGGAGGCUCGACCUACAGCAGCAGCAAUUCGACACGAGCUUUACCGGACACUAAUGUGCAUACGCUAGGAUCAGAAAGUGAAUCGACGGUGGAUAAAUCGCCCUCCUCGCCGACGAGACGCAAAUUGCCUAAAACACCGGAACAGAUAGCAAAGGGCAAGUUAGUGUCCGGUAGGGUUCAGGUGCAUGUUUACUAUCACGGCGAGCGAAACGAGCUUGUCGUUUCGGUGAUGGCUGCCGAUGACCUGCCGGAGCGCGAUGAAACGCUGGGCUAUGGCAUGUAUCCGGAAGCCUAUGCGUCGAUCAAGUUGCUACCCAAAACGAACGAAUCGCAUGUCGCCCAGACCGAAGUGUCCACUCCCUCUCUGAAUCCCAUUUGGAACGCGACCAUUACCUUCCCGGACGUGUUCAGUGACAAUCUGUUAGACCGUAAGAUCGAGAUCGUGCUGUACGAUCUGUUGCCCCACUCGGAGCCCAUCUUUCUCGGCGAAUGUUCGGUGAAGCUGCAGAAAGCCUGCCUGGACGAUGUGGCCGUCUGGUACCGGCUCGAGGAUCCGAACCAUCUGCGCGGUUCCGGACCGGCAUCACAACCGCCGACCAACUCACGCCUUCGCCGCCGCUCAACCACCACCUCCCAGAGCUCGAUCGACGAAAGCUCGGUCGGUUCGUUUGGGCGGUACGGGAGUUUCGAGGGUGGGGGAGCGAGUUCACGCUUCCAGCGCUCCAUCUCGGACGAUGUGGACAGUCUGGACGAGAGCCGCUAUCUGCUCCAUCCGAACUGGUCCGUGUCGGGGAGUCGCCGUGGUUCGACGCAGUCCGAAAUACAGAUGCAAACGCUCGAGGUCCACCAGCUCGGCAAGGAUUACUCGAAAUCGUUGCCCGGCUCGCGACGAUCCUCGUUUCAGGACUCGAAGGAUCAGCUGACGGUGGGAGUGCCGGCGUCCCACUACACGCGCCGCUACUCGACGGGACGUACCGGGGGCACGGGUGCAGGGACGGGCGGGCGUGAGGAUCCACCGGUCCGGAAGCUUUCGUUCGGUGGCACGAUCGGAGGGAUCGGAAGCAGUAGCGGUGGUGGUGGUGGUAGCGGAUCGCGGACUGAAUUUAUGCGCACCAUGAGCCUUUCCCGGGAGCUGGACAUGAAGAAUCGCAAAAAGAAGCGACUCUUCUCAUAAGGAACACUGCAAUGCAACGCAACGAAGCUACUAGCACGUAUUAGGCGAACGAAAACAUAGAACGACCCGACACAACGGAACAAGCACAAUCAAGCAAAGCGCUCCACUAACAUGGCGACGAGGCGAGUCGUCGUUGUUGCCACCGUUCACACAAAUGGUUUUGAAACUUUGACAAUGAAGAGUAUAUGCGAAUAUGUUGAGGAUGAUAAGGAUGAUGAUGAUGCUGAUGAUGAUGAUGAUAGUUGUGAUGGUUCACACCAUAAAAAACACAUUGUUCUAAACUUUCACGACGCUAUCGGACGACGGAAGUUGGUAGUUUGCGGAUUACAACGUCAUUAUAUACAACAAUUCAUCAUCCUUCUCUUGUUUAUAGGGGUGUGCGUGUGUGUGUUUGUGUGUUUUUUGGCCGUGCGACCGUGUCGGCACGAUCCAUUUUACAAGAUUAUAUACAUACACGUAUAGAUAUAUACAUAUAUCAUGUUUUGUGUAGCAAAUAUUUCAAAAGUUUACAGAAUAUCACUUUCAACGCAUGUUACUUACGUAGGAGAACGUAAAAGAAAAACCAACCAAAACAACCGAAAACGAAAUAAACAACCACAAUUCCGGUAAAUUAACUCGUUU
Anopheles stephensi (Asian malaria mosquito) is the source of this 4842-nucleotide messenger RNA. It is a transcript of the gene Fife, whose product is annotated as regulating synaptic membrane exocytosis protein 2. Gene Ontology annotation, molecular function: small GTPase binding; transmembrane transporter binding. Bases 1417 to 4221 code for a protein of 934 amino acids. Gene Ontology annotation, biological process: positive regulation of synaptic transmission; calcium ion-regulated exocytosis of neurotransmitter; regulation of synaptic plasticity. The transcript is spliced from 11 exons. The record is from RefSeq and is a predicted model, not a curated record. Gene Ontology annotation, cellular component: cytoskeleton of presynaptic active zone; presynaptic membrane. NCBI's taxonomy places the organism in Eukaryota, Metazoa, Arthropoda, Insecta, Diptera, Culicidae.